Molecule: messenger RNA, 863 nt
Organism: Gongylonema pulchrum
Lineage: Eukaryota; Metazoa; Nematoda; Chromadorea; Rhabditida; Gongylonematidae
Source: the annotation of a GenBank genome assembly
AUGUCGGCGAAAAGCUUUCGCCCGAUUCAGUUCAAGCAAUUUUUCGAUUUGAGAUACACAAUCGAGUUGGAGCAUGGCCCAUUCCGAUGGACAGUGGUCAAGAGGAACAAGGAUUUUGCAGUGCUUGCUGCGCGGUUGCUGACACAUCGUGCCGCGGAGCGAAUACGAGCUCCUACAGAAGUGCUGCAGCGAUCGGUCGAUCUGCCGGACGCAAUUCGACAAACUGGCCAACUGAGCCCCGCGGAUGGAAUGGCCGAGAAGGAGCUGCAGCCAGCUGCUCCCGUUGCGCGCUCUUCUGAUGUAUCACCGCCAUCGGCCGAAGAGAUUUUGGAACGAAGGCGCAGACGACUCAGCGAAAUGAAGCGGCACCAACUCCCAUCACUUGGCUUUGUACCGGACGCUGUCAGUGAUCCAAAUGAACGGAGGGAACGAUUGGAAAAGUGGCUGCAAGCAGUGCUGCAUAUACCCGUCAAUAGGAAUCAUCAUGAAACAGCAGAAUUCCUGGAAGUAUCACGCUUUUCAUUUAUCAAUGAACUGGGCGGAAAAUACUGCGAAAGCUUCGUUAAAAAACGUCCGGGUGGUGCACGAGUUUUCAUCGGUUGGAAGCAAUUCUGUGUGCGCCACUGUUUGAGGUGGUCCAAGCGAUGGCUUAUUUUAAAGGUGAAUUAUUCGCCCACCGUUUUUUUUUUUCUUGAUUUGCACGAUUGGAAUAUGUUUAGGCUCAUUUUAUUGGCCUCCGUAAUAUAUUUUUAUGCGUUUUUUGCAAUUAUGCGAUGCAGAAAACCCAUAUUAACGAGAAGUUGUCAGUGUGCCCGUGUAUCUGUGUGUGCGUCUGUACCGAUUUUUGAUCUCAAGACCUAGAA